Messenger RNA from Cavia porcellus (domestic guinea pig), 5528 nucleotides. It is a transcript of the gene Nol8, whose product is annotated as nucleolar protein 8. Lineage: Eukaryota; Metazoa; Chordata; Mammalia; Rodentia; Caviidae. Gene Ontology annotation, biological process: protein localization to nucleolus. The transcript has 17 exons. The record is from RefSeq and is a predicted model, not a curated record. Gene Ontology annotation, molecular function: RNA binding. Gene Ontology annotation, cellular component: nucleolus. The coding region runs from base 184 to 3648 and encodes 1154 amino acids.
ACGAGGAACGAAAUAAACUUUUGAGUAAUGUGUUUGGCAACGGAACCUCGGGAGGUUGGGUUGCUGGUGGAGCAGGAAGAGAAAGAGAAGGCACCUGCUAGGACACGUGACCAGAAGACACAGAUCUAUUUGACGCAGGCUCGGAGAGGCGGCGUGAACAUGCCAAGUGCAUGACCAGCUUUCAUGAAAGCCAGCAGAGAAACAAAGCGCCUUUUUGUGGGUGGCCUUAGCCAAGCCAUUUCUAAGACAGACCUGCAAAAUCAGUUCAGCAGAUUUGGAGAAGUUUCUGAUGUGGAGAUCAUCACAAGAAAAGAUGACCAAGGAAAUGCACAGAAAGUCUUUGCAUAUGUUAACAUCAGAGUUGCAGAAGCAGACCUGAAAAAAUGUAUGUCCAUUUUAAACAAAACAAAAUGGAAAGGUGGAACACUACAAAUUCAGCUAGCAAAAGAAAGCUUUUUACACAGAUUGGCCCAAGAGAGAGAAGAAGCAAAAGCAAGGAAAGAAAAAUCAACAACAGGCAACACCAACUGGUUGGGAACGGUGGGAGGGGUGGAUUUCCAUAUGAAAGCUGUGCCAGGGACAGAAGUACCAGGGCACAAGAAUUGGGUUGUCAGUAAAUUCGGAAGAGUCUUACCUGUUCUUCACCUUAAGAAUCAACAUAAGCAUAAAAUCAUGAAAUAUGAUCCAUCAAAAUACUGCCACAACCUAAAGAAGAUAGGGGAGGAUUUCACAGAUACCGUUCCUGUGACUAGCCUGACUUGGAAAUUGGAAGGAGGCGAUGACCCAAUGAGUAAGAAACGGCGAGGCGAGUUCGCUGACUUUCACGGUCCUCCCAAGAAGAUCAGGACAGUACAGAAGUUCCAGGGUUCCACUGUGCAUCCAAGGACCAACGGGGCAGUGGAGAAUAAUGGAUCACCACAACAACGAGCUGCACAAAAAGCACCUCCCAAUUCUAUUACUUUUCCUAAGUCACACCCCAUACCUGAUUCUGAUGCUCAAAAACCUAAAAAUAUACCUUGUCAGACUUCUGGAUUGGAAACUGUCAGGAAGAUAAAUAGCAUGUCUGAUGAUGAUAUCGAUUCUGAAGAUGAACUAAGAAUCAUGAUUGCAAAAGAGGAAAAGUUACAGAGAAGCUCAAGGUCCUCCAUCCGUGAAUCUGAAAAUGAUGCCUUUGAAGUUGUAAGGGAUGACUUCAAACCAGAAGUUCAUAAACGUCAUUCUGCAUCAAGUCAGUGCAUGAAUGAUGUCUCUCACAAUGUUAGUGACAAUAUUAUGGGGAGUGAUUGUGAGUAUGAUUCAGGUGAUACAGAUGAAAUAAUUGCAAUGAAUAAAAACAGUGGUAAGGUAAAAAACAGUACAGAAUUCUCCCAAACAGAAAAACCUACACACAAGAACUCUUUCAAAAAGAAAGAGUUGUCCAAUCAUUGUAAUAAAGUACAACGAAAUAAAAACAGCCAGGAGUCAGCCCUCAGGCAUGCAGUAAAGCCUCUUAAUCAUAAAUCGCCAUCUGGUUCCAGCAGCAGUGACAGUGAGGAGUCUGAAGGAGAUGAGGAAUAUGAAACCAUGAUUAAAAACUGUCCCCGAGUUAACCUCACUUUGGCUGAUUUGGAAGAGCUGGCGGCCAGUAACCUGGAGGCUCCAGAAGCUGCUGAGGGCCGUGACCCACAAAGUAAAACAACCUGCCAGUUGAAUGGAGCGUCUAAGACUCCCCGUGGCAGCUAUCCAGGCAAACAGUGCAUUUGUCCUGAGGAGAUUCUAGCUUCCCUUUUAAAGGAAGAAAACACCUAUGGUAAACAGAAACCAAAGGAAGAUGAGAACAAGCCAAAAUUUCAGGCAUUCAAGGGAAUAGGCUGUCUCUACAGAAAGGAAUCCGUGAAAAAAACUUUGAAUGUUGCCUCAAAUAAUAUUAGUGAAAAACAGAGUCCCUUGAAACAUGGGGAUUCCAACAGCGUUUCCUUAGAAAAUGGCCUCCCACGUGCUAAUGGCUCACCGAGCACACUAACUGCAUGGCAACACACCAAGAAGAUGAAUGGCCCAAAUCACAUUCAGCCUCAAAGACAGUUUGUUCAUGAGACUCGAGAUCAUAAGGUGCUCUCCCCAAGUAGUUCAGACAAAGAAGGUGGAAAUCUCGUUUCUAGUCUGUUGCCAUUAAAAGGUAAGAAAUCCUUAAGUCUUGGUUCAAAGAUUCACAAGGUAGGGUUUGAUGAGGAUAGUUGCCAUGGUACCCAACAGAGAGAAGAGUCUUCAGAGGAAGAGGAGUCUGAUUCCAGCGGCCUCACAGCUCCUGGGGACCCACCAAGACGCUCCCCCAGAGAGGACCCUCGGGAGAGCACAGCUGACUUCUCACUUUCUGUUAGUAAUUCAUCGGGUAUGGCUGCUCAGGCCAAGCCUGCCGAAGAUAACCAGAAGCGUUUGGCAGCCGUGGAGGCCAGGCAGAAAGCAAAAGAAGCGCAGAAGAAGCUGGUGCACAAUGCACUGGCAAAUUUAGAUGGACCUCCACAGGACAGGUCUACACACAUCGUAUUUGGUUCCGACAGUGAAAAUGAAAUCGAGGAGACAUCCAUGCAGGAGCAAAACCUACCAGGAGAACAGCUGAUAAAAGAGCCCAUGGCUAAAGCAUCCGGGAAGCUGUUUGACAGUGACGAGGAUAAGGAAUCGGAUUCUGAAGACGACGGUGACAGAUUCAGAAUUAAACCUCAGUUUGAGGGCAGAGCUGGACAGAAGCUCAUGGAUUUACAGUUGCACUUUGGCAGUGACGAUAGAUUCCGCAUGGACUCAAGAUUUCUAGAGAGUGACAGCGAAGAGGAACAGGAAGAGGUCAAUGAAAAAACAGCUGAGGAAGAAGAGCUUGCUUCAGAAAAAAAGAAAGCUCUGAAUGUUAUGCAAAAUGUUUUGAACAUCAAUGUAAACAACACUACAAGCAAAGGACCUGUAGCGGCUAAGAAAUUUAAGGACAUCAUACAUUAUGAUCCAACAAGGCAUGACCACGUCACUUAUGAAAGAACAAAAGAUGAAAAACCAAAAGAAAGCAAAGCAAAACGGAAGAAGAAAAGGGAGGAAGCUGAGAAGCUACCUGAAGUAUCUAAAGAUAUGUAUUAUAACAUUGCUACGGAUUUGAAAGAAAUAUUCCAGGCUACGAAAGAUACUGGUGAAAAGGAAGACAGUGCAUCUCAGCACAAGGCCUGUGGCAUGGAGGAGGGCGAGGAAGAGGAGGAGAAGGAGGAAGUCCAUAGUGCUGCAGCCCUGAGGAGAGAGGCCGAGCCGCCCAACGGGUUCAUGUUCUCUUUUUUUGAUUCAGACUCUAAAGAUGUAAAAGAAGAAACCUAUAAAGCUGAAACGGUGAAACCUGGGAAGAUUGUUUGGCAAGGAGACCCGCGGUUCCAAGACAGCAGUUCUGAGGAAGAAGAUGUUCCUGAAGAAACGGCUAACCCAAAACCCAGCCCUGAAAAAGUGUCGUUUCUUGAAAAAGAGAACACUAGAUUUUUCUUUUUCUCUAAGAAUGAUGAAAGACUCCACGGUUCUGACCUGUUCUGGAGUGGCGUGGGAGGUAAUAUUAGUAAAAGUUCUUGGGAAGCGCGAGCAAACAGCUUGCUUAUGGAUUGUCGGAAGAAACAUAAAGAAGCAAAAAGGAAAGUUAAACAAAAAUAAUAAAUAUCACCAUUGCUUUUGAAACUGAAUGUGAUCAGGGCUCACCAGGAAAUUGAACUGAAAGAUUUUCAGCUCACAAAGGACAUUUCAGAGCAGAGAAUAUUCAAAAUCUGGUUGCUGGAAUAUCAUUUUGGUUGCCAUGUUUUUCUGUGGAAUUCCUUUGUAUUUUGUCCUUCGUAAUUAAUUCAAAACAUUAAGCUAUUCCUGGCAAGCUCAAGAUUCUAAAUUUGAUUCCCAGUACCAAAGCAGGGGAUAAGAAAAUUAAGCUAAGCCUGGCAUGGUGAAACACAUCUAUAGUCUUAGCAUUCAGGAGGCUGACAUGGACAGAUCAUUGGAUCCCAGGAACCUGAGACCAGGCUGGGCAGUAUAGCAAGAGCUUAUCUUGGGAAAGAAAAAAAAAUCAAACUGAACUUUUAAAAAAUGAAGUCCAACAUAGUCCCAAAGUAUUUCUUGUACAUAAUCUCUUUAUCCCCCAUCUUUAAUAAGUAAUGGACAUAAUUUAAGCUGGGCAUGCCCAGAACCCCAGCACUCAGGAGGCUGAGGCAGGAGGAUCAUUACAAGUUUGAAACCAGCCUGCAUAGUAAGACCCUGUCUCAAAGAGACAAAACAAAAAAACAAGUAAUGGGGGGAGGGGCCUGGAGAUUUAGCUCAGCGGCAUAAGCGCCUGCAAGCAGGCAGUCAUGAGUUCAAUCCCCGGUACCAAUAAAAAGGAGAAAGACAAAAAAAAAAAAAAAUUAAAAAAAAAAAAAAACAAGUAAUGGGCAUAUUGUGAUGCAAGUUUUAUAAAAACCUUCAAUAAACAGUUUGAUCCACUUGUGUUUUCCAAAGUAGGCUUUGUGUGAAUUAAACUGUUAGAAUAUUUCCAAUUGUACCUCACCUCCGUGUUACGCUUUUUGUUUCAAAGGAUGAAGGCUAGGCAGCUUCGAGUGCAGUGCUUGUGUCCUGAUGAAAAGCCAACUGCAAUGCAGGGAAUUGCAGGCCAGUGUCAUGUAAGAGUUCUCCAAGGAUCAGGAAAGGAAGCCAAAUACAGAGUGUCCCUGUUGAUGGCCUUAGGGAUUUAGGGAGCAACAUAAACAACCAGGUCAUCAAUCCUAAAAUUCUAGUUAAAUGACGAGCUUAUGAAAAAUACCAAAUUUCUGAAAUUUCAAAUUCAGUAGUUAGACCCCAAGUCCAGAGAGGGAAUCAAAUUUAGUAUUUCACUAAAUAAACACACCCAAGAUUUAAGGCAGAUAGGUCUAUCGAAAUCAGCUCUGGAUGAAAUGCAUGUGACACAGGAUGUUCCAAGGAGUAUUAUCAAGCCAGAACAUGCAUAUCUGAACUUGCCUUUGUAUAUGUUGAUUUACAUCUUGCUUGACUACAAUGGUAUAAAGGCUUACUAGCCGACCACUUCCCAGUUGCCUAGAUCUGUGUCUGGUACAUAUCAGGUGCUCAGUAUAUACUGUAUGUUUUUUAGUAAAUAGGUACAAGGAACUAAGUAGCUUAAAAAAUCAUUCUCAAGGGUUGGGGAUAUAGCUCAGCAGCUCAAGCACCUGCCUGACAAACAAGGUCGUGAGUUCGAGCCCCAGUACAAAAAAAAAAAAAAAAAUCAGUUCCAUUGUCUCUGGAUUCAAACCUCAGAAUGGGAACAACUACUCAGCAGGAUAAACACUUGAAUAACUUCAGCUCUUUCUACCUCUUUUUUUUUUUAUCGGUACCAAGGAUGAAACUCACAACCGCCUGCUUGCAAGACAGGUGCUUAUGCCGCUGAGCUAAAUCCCCAGCCCCCUUUCUACCUCUUGAUAUAAAUUACCUUUAUACUUGAUCUGUUGCUUCAUAGCAAAUUGUGCCACUAACAUUUAUUUUCCUCACAAAUACAUGAUUUGGUCAGACUCAGAACUAUA